Molecule: messenger RNA, 8057 nt
Organism: Notodromas monacha
Lineage: Eukaryota; Metazoa; Arthropoda; Ostracoda; Podocopida; Cyprididae
Source: the annotation of a GenBank genome assembly
AUGCUUGCAGGUCCGAUUUCCAAAGAUGAUGACAUGCUGUCGGAUUUUGCAGCAGACACAACGUUUCUGCUAGACUUGGGAGGUCCAGAUAGGCCCACAGCAAAUCGCACGCCAAGAAGAACCCGCGAUCGGAUGACUGUUGCCCACCACCAUGCUGCUGCCCACCUCCCCCGUGUUGCUGCCCACCCAAGUGCUGCUGCGAGAGCAUGGCGGACGUGCAGGAGCAGCAACAGCAACAGUCGACCAACCGAGCAGAUGAUUGCUGCCCACCGCCAUGUUGCUGCCCUCCACCACCGUGUUGCUGCCCUCCCAAGUGUUGCUGCCCUCCCAAACCGCAUGGAGAAGGACAUGAAGGAUAAACUCCUGAUUGCGGCUACCGCGCUUGGUGCGGGAUUAGCCUUGGGGGCUGGUGCCAUGUACGUUAUUAAUUCGGCCGUCGGAAAAGAAGAGAAUGAAACAUACGUUGUUGGUUACGCGGAGGGCGAAAACCCUGCCGAAUUGAAGAAGAAAAUCGGUUUCUUGGAGCAGAAAAUCAUAGAGUUGAAGGAAGCUACGGCGAAGAAAAUGACACAGUCGUUUUCGAGUUGCGCAUCAGUUGCGAGUUUUUAUUCCAUGGGUUCCGAUGAUGGCGACUUCUUCGAUCUUGAAAGUGACGAAGAGGAUCUGCAAAAUGAAGAUGAUAUGCGAAAAACAGUCGUCAUAAGAGCGCCCGAAUUGGUCGCUGUCGAUGAAUUAUUCGAGAAAAGUGAAAAUCACGAAGCAUUUGAUAGACUUAAUGCCCUUGAAGGAGACUUGAAAGAUGAUGCUGAAUGGGCGUGGAGAAUGAGCAAAGCAUGCCACAUGAAGUCGUCUAUGUCGCCUGCAAGAGGAUCUGGUGCCGAGAAAGAAUGGAUUUACAAAGGUAUUGAGCAUGCCGAGAAGGCAUUGCAACUCAAUUCCGAAUCCGCCGACGCGCACAAGUGGUUUGCCAUUAAUGUUGGUAGCCGCGGGAAGUUUCUCAGCGUGAAAGAAAAAAUUCAAGAUGGUUUCACGUUCAAGGAUCAUUUGGAAAAGGCUAUUGCACUGAAGCCUUUAGAUUUCGUCUUGUAUCAUCUCCUAGGCCGUUUUUGUUUUGAGGUUUCUCAACUGUCAGUGUGGGAAAGAUCCAUUGCUUCAACACUCUUCGCCGCCCCACCGACUUCAUCGUUUCCUGAAGCGCUGGAGCUAUUUGAACGAGCGGAUGCCUUGAAUCCGAAACCACCCGGUUGGAAAGAAAACAAACUGUUCCGCGCAAAAACUUUGAUUCUAAUGAAGAGGUACAAAGAGGCCGCCGAUGUUCUCCAGAGUGCUUCGGGGAUUCCAACUAAGCCUCAAGACGUUCAAGUUCAGGAAGAAGUGGAGCGAUUACUGAAGAAGUACGUCAAGUAUCGGUUGCUCCGAAUGGCUGAGCUUAGAAAGCGCAGAAAAAGUUUAAAAACGAAUGUUAAAAAUGAGGAAAUGUGGAAAUUGGUCCGUGUUGCGUGCACUUGCGGGAGUGACAUGAUUCCUGAAGAACACUUGAAGAAUCUCAAGAAAUUCUGCAAAGAUUCCGAUGCGUCUGUUGAAGAAGCUUUCUGCGCCAUUUUGUACCGUUUGUACGAAAAACAUGCUGAAGUACGCCUGGCAGCCUUUACCCUGUUACAGUACCUAUUCCAGCGUUCGAAACGUUGCAAGCAGCUAUUUUUGGAGCACUUGGAUGACUUUUUUGUCUCCUGUCUUGGAAUGAACACGAAGUACUCCGAAACGAAUGACGUGGAAAAUGGUACGUUGCCGCUUCCGAAACAUGCCGCGGAUGAAUUGCGGUGGAGAGCUGCAAAAUUCUUCGUCGAAUGGAAACGAUCGUUUGGGAAAAAGAUGCCAUCGGAGGUCGAGUUAGGGUUUAAGUUUAUUGUGAACUACAAAGGUUUUGAUUUGAAAUCUAUGAUCGAGAAAAUCGAACGAGAUCAUGAGUGCAAGGUUGAAGAGGAAAAGCGUGAAGCCGCCUUGAGACAACGAAGGGUGGAGCAAAUCCGGGAGGAAUUUUCCGAUACCGGCGAGGAAAUCGAAAGCUGUCUCGAACAGUUGAGUGCAUGCAUGGAACUUCUCGUUCCUUCAUUGGAAACUUUUGGGAAUGGCGCAGUUGUUGAAAAAGAUGAGGACGAAGAAGAAGGUUUGGACUCGUUAAGGGGCCAUGGAAUAAUGACUACGGGAACUGAACUGGUUGUGACAAUCAAUAAAUCUGACACAAUUUUCGAAAAUUCGAAAGAAAAUGCCCCUGUGAUCGAAGCAGCUGCCGACUUGCGACGACUUCUUAUCAAACGAUGGCUUCCUAGGAUAAUUCGUUGGUUUGAAGCUUGCAGACGAUUUGGAGGAGAUGCAGAGUCGGAGUUACUUGAGAAGAUCUCUGGAAUGAAAUCCGAAGCGGAGAAAAUUCUCGGCAAAUACAACCAACUCCAGCUUCCGACGUCUCUCAAAGCGCCUCGGAAUCAAGAACAAUUUCAGCUAACUGAAGAGUACAUGGAUUCGGACUCAGAUUCUGAAUGCAGUUGGGAGUCGGUCACUGAAAACGACUAUGAAGAACCCGACGAAGGAAUUUCUCCCGUGAAGGCAGAAUUGAAAUCGGAAAGUUCUAUCCUUGAUGUUCCGGGUCCGUCUGGAAGCAAGAGAAGUGCUAGACUUGAGAAAUGCGACGACUGGGAAGUUAAUCGAAAGAGAUUUGAUGAACUUGAAGAAGAGGAUCCUACCACUUGGAUGGGUCAGAUGCGUGCUCGAUAUGGUUCGCGAUGGAAGGAUUGCUUUCGUCGAGACCCGGAGGAAUCUAAGGACGGUGGAGGCCGAAGUAUUCUGAAAUUUUUGGAAACGUACGGUCCAUCCAAGUCAAUAAUUUCUUCCGCAGCCGUCGAAGGCAAUCAAGUUUGGUGCUCACGCCGAGAUUUAUCUAAAGAAGAGGAAGAAAUGCUUGAGAAAAGUCACGAAGCAAUGACCAACGCAAAUGCUAGAGUGAUCGACUUUACCGGAUCUUUCACGCCCGUUACACACGUUUGCAAGGCUCCAUUACCAUCAGGCAAAUUAUGUCCGCGGCAAGAUCGUGUCAAAUGUCCUUUUCACGGCAUCAUCAUUCCAAGAGACGAUUUCGGAAAGGCACUUGAUGGAAGUGAGGAUGAAACUAUGAAGUUUCAAAAUAAAGACGGUUUGAAAGCUGAAGAUGCGAAGGAGGAAAUUUUGGAUCUGGUUCCCGAUUGGCAGGAUCCGGAGUUGCUUCGUCGACUGAAGGAAGAAACUGGUGUUGAUUUAAAAAUGCCAGAACGUCGUGGAAAAAGAUCGAAGCCUAAGAGUAAACCGGAUCCUUCCAACGGUGAACGUAGGCGACGUUUCCCGAAUCUGACCGAUAUUUGUCUAUUGUUACGUCAGAGUAACAGCAGAUCGAGGCUCAAGAAAAAGGUUUUGUCCAAGUCAUCCUUGAAACGCGUCGGAAUGAAAAUGGACGCUGCAGACCGGAAGAAACAUCGGGAUAAAUUUGGUUACUCGCGUAACGAUAGUCGAGUCGACAGCGGAAGCUGGCUUCCUCGUUCAGCGGCGGCCAUGUCGGCGAGACGCAGUUCGGGGAUGGGCGGGUCGUCUGUGGGCGCCUCGAGUUCUAUCGCGAGUGUUGUGGGGGCGUCGGAUCCGUUGCGGGAACUUUUCGAAGCCUGUCGUAACGGGGACGUGGUCAAGGUCAAGAAACUCGUCUCGACCCAGAACGUGAAUGCGCGGGAUACUGCCGGGCGCAAGUCGUCUCCUCUUCAUUUUGCAGCAGAAGCCCUUUCCUUGAUUCAAUUCUUUGCAAAAGGUUUUGGACGACGGGAUGUGGUGGAUCAUUUGUUGAGCUGUGGUGCAAAUGUGCAUGCCCGUGACGAUGGUGGACUCAUCCCGCUGCAUAAUGCUUGCUCGUUUGGACAUGCGGAAGUCGUGCGUUUGCUUUUGCAAGCUGGAGCGGACCCGAAUGCCCGCGACAACUGGAAUUACACCCCACUACACGAGGCGGCUACCAAGGGCAAACUAGACGUGUGCAUCGUGUUGUUGCAACACGGUGCCGAUCCCCAUAUUCGAAAUACUGAUGGAAAGACCGCUGCCGAGGUGUCGGACUCGAGUGCGAGAGCGGUUUUGACCGGAGAGUACAGAAAGGAAGAAGUGCUGGAAGCUGCUCGAUCUGGCGCAGAAGACAGACUUUUGGCAUUGCUUACGCCUUUGAAUGUCAAUUGCCAUGCCGCGGAUGGUCGUCGGUCUACACCGUUACACCUGGCUGCAGGUUAUAACAGGACAAGAAUUGUGCAGAUUUUGCUGCAACAUGGUGCCGACGUUCAUGCUAAAGACAAAGGGGGUUUGGUGCCAUUGCAUAAUGCCUGCUCGUAUGGGCAUUUCGAAGUGACUGAGCUGUUGAUCAGUGCUGGUGCAAAUGUCAACGCGAUGGAUCUGUGGCAAUUCACGCCUUUGCACGAAGCGGCUUCCAAAAUGCGCACGGAGGUCUGUUCGUUACUGAUGGCCCACGGUGCGGACCCCACGCUGCUCAACUGUCACUCAAAGUCUCCGGUUGAUCUGGCCCCAAGUCCAGAGCUGCAAGAAAAGCUGGCCUAUGAAUUCAAGGGUCAUUGCUUGUUGGAUGCUUGUCGUCAAGCGGACGUACAGCGUGUCAAAAAAGCCAUUAGCCCAGAAGUGAUAAAUUUCAAGCACCCUUACACUGGUGACACCUCCUUGCAUUGCGCCGUGAGUUCUUUGGGGAGUAGGAGAAAGCAAGUGGUGGAGCUGCUGCUGCGAAAGGGAGCAAAUCCAAACGAGAAAAGCAAAGAAGUGCUCACUCCUCUGCACGUGUCUGGUGACCAUUUCCAUUUGGAUGUGAUGGAGUGCCUGCUUCGGAACGGUGCAAAAACGAAUGCCUUGGAUGGCUUCGGUCAGACUGCCUUGCACCGAUGCGCACGCGAUGGAAACGUAGCUGCGUGCCGUUUGCUUAUAAACUACGGUGUGGAUAAGGCGAUUGUGUCGUUGCAAGGCUACACGGCGAUCCAACUGGCCACGGACAGUGCUCAGAAAGUGUUGAUGAAGGAUGACGAAGCAUCGGUGCCCGUGGGUUCCGUGAACCCGCCACCGAUUACAGUGUCAUCCCCGUCGGUACUGCUGUCGCGUAGUGGGUCUUCAUCGCCAUCGCCUUCGGCUUCGCUGAUCAGUGGUGGAGUAGGCGGAGGCAGCGGGUCUUCUUCGGCGUCGUCCACGGCGUCAACUGGAACGGUUGUACCUUGUGUUGGUGGUUUAGAAGCGGAGUCGCAAUUGCUCGAGGCAGCUAAGCAAGGAGAUUUGGAGCUGGUGAAGAAAAUACUCACUGCUCAUCCGCAAAUCGUCAAUUGUCGAGAUUUAGAAGGACGACAUUCGACGCCGUUGCAUUUCGCCGCGGGCUACAAUCGUGUGGCAGUGGUGGAAUAUCUGUUGAGCCACGGUGCCGAUGUUAGCGCACGAGACCGAGGUGGGCUCGUAGCUCUGCACAACGCUUGCUCCUACGGACACCUGGAGAUUUGCCAGUUACUAGUGCGCCAUGGGGCGUCGGUCAACGUGCCGGACUUGUGGAAGUUUACGCCGCUGCAUGAAGCCGCCGCAAAGGGCAAGUACGACAUCGUCAAGCUUCUGCUGAAGCACGGCGCCGACCCAGCGAAAAAGAACCGCGAGGGCCAGGCCCCGCUUGACCUCGUUCGAGAAGGUGACGAAGAGGUUGCGGACCUGCUGCGCGGUGAUGCCGCCCUUUUGGACGCGGCGAAACGAGGCCAGCUGACCCGAGUCAAGCGUCUUCUUUCGCCCGAAAACAUCAACUGCCGCGAUUCCCUUGGCCGCAACUCGACUCCGCUCCACCUCGCCGCUGGAUACAACAACCUGGAAGUGGCGGAAUAUCUGUUGGAAAACGGCGCCGACGUGAACGCUCAAGACAAGGGCGGUCUCAUCCCGCUUCACAACGCAUCUUCCUACGGACACCUGGACAUUGCUGCUCUGCUCAUCAAGUAUGACACGCUGGUAAAUGCCACGGACCGAUGGGGUUUCACGCCGUUGCACGAAGCAGCGCAAAAGGGACGUACCCAAUUGUGCGCCUUGUUAUUGGCUCAUGGUGCGGAUCCGUAUUUGAAGAACCAGGAAAGUCAGACGCCGCUUAACUUGGCGACUGCGGAGGAUGUGAAGUGUUUGUUGCAGGACUCGAUGGCGAAUGCGCCGGCGACCACGGCGGCCAGUGCUGCGACCGCCUCGGCUGUGGUUAAUGGCAAUGGUGGGACAUUGUUGGCGGGUAUCAGCACAGCGGAUAUCAGCGCGAUAGCGGGCAUGCCGGGAGACGGAGCCGCGGCGCCGAUUGUGGUGUUGCCUGUCCCGCCAAUUUUGCCCUCAGGGAUGCCACAUCCCGGGGACGGGUGCUUGGACUUUUCGGACGGGGAGAUGCAGAACGUGGAGCUUAGUUGUGAUGUUACGAUGGCGACGUUUUUGCAAAGUUUGGGGUUGGAACACCUACAAGAACUUCUGGAUAAGGAGCAAAUAACGUUGGACAUCCUCGCCGAGAUGAAUCAUGAGGAUUUGAAGCAAAUAGGCGUAACUGCUUAUGGCAACAGGCAUCGAUUGCUAAAAGGUGUUCAGAGGAUUGCCCCGGCUGUCGGCGCGCUGAGCGACGCUCCUGGCUCUCCUGGAGGAGUUUCAUGGAGCGGUGCGACGAGCAGCACUUUAUUGGUCGAGCUUCCUCCCAAGUCCCGGGAUUACGAGGCUGUGGAAGAAGAGCUGCAGACGACGAUACGAGAGCAUAAGGACAAUGGGGCAGCAGGUGGUGUGUUCGUACGCUAUAAGGUUGUGAAAAUCAGCAAAAUCAGAAACAGGCGGUUGUGGGAGCGUUAUGUGCAUCGCAAGAAGGAGGUAGCGGACGAGAAUAAUGGACACGCGAAUGAACGAAUGCUGUUCCAUGGCUCACCUUUCAUCAAUGCGAUUGUGCACAAGGGUUUCGAUGAGCGCCAUGCUUACAUUGGCGGCAUGUUUGGUGCUGGGAUUUACUUCGCGGAAAAUUCCUCGAAGAGCAAUCAGUAUGUGUACGGGAUUGGAGGGGGGACAGGUUGCCCCACCCACAAGGACAGAUCGUGUUAUGUUUGUCAAAGGCAAAUGUUGCUUUGCCGCGUGACUCUCGGGAAGUCUUUCUUGCAAUUUAGUGCCAUGAAAAUGGCGCAUGCUCCGCCGGGGCACCAUUCCGUGAUCGGGCGGCCGUCGCAAGGCGGUUUGUCCUUCCCGGAGUAUGUCGUGUAUCGAGGAGAACAGGCAUACCCGGAAUACCUGGUGACUUACCAAAUUGUGAAACCUGAAGAAAGCCUUGUAUCUGACGGAGCCACCACAGCUCCGUGAUGAUUGCUGGAAACGUGUUAACGUUCAUUCGACCAUGUAGACCAAAAACUGCGGAGGUUUUAGGUCGUUCCUGCCUUCAUUGUUCAUGAAAAGUUUUGUUUUUCGCAUCAAAGGCAUAUCGUCCCCCCUGCAAGUGUAAUUUUUUUUUUGAUUCAACAGAAACCAUCCAGUGUACAGGAGAGAAUUUCGCGUCGGAGUUGAGAUCUGAAAAAGAAGUAUUUCUUGUAACGCUUUCGAAAGAUGUUGAAGUUGUGGUUGAAGGAGAAGCGUUUAGUUUCGGAUGUUACGAUUGAAUCCCAGCUAAUUGCAACAAUUGUAAAUGAACCGACCUUCGUAGAAAAAUAACAUUUUUAUUUCAAAUCAAAAUGAGACAAGCAACGAUUCGUAAAUAUUCAAUUCGCGAGAUUGCUUCAAUUGCACCGAUUCAAGCAGCUUGACUUUACACCGAGUGACCUUCGUGAGGAACGUUGUUCGCCAUGGAAAAAGUGUGCCUCCGUCAAUUUUUACAAAUAAAUAGUUUUCCAGUCGAAAGUCCCUUCGCGAUAAAAUCCUUGACGAGAAAAAGAAGCAUCCACGGAUGGUUGAUCUUCGCAUUUGCUGCGGGAAUGAAGGAGAGACGAUUACUGUAUCUGUGACACAGCUGCUAUCGGAAAAAUGGAUACAAAUUGAGCGAA